AUGACACCAACACCAUUGGACUCCGAACCGUCCGACCCAUUCAUCCACUACCCCAGAAUCCUGUGCCUCCACGGAGGAGGCGCAAACUCCCGAAUCUUCCGCGUUUCUUGCAGAGUGCUCGAGGCGCAGCUGGCGAGCCGUGCGAGAUUAGUGUAUGUGGAUGCGCCUUUCUUUGCUCCCCCGGGCCCGCUCAUCACUGGCGUCUUCACUGACUGGGGUCCCUUUCGAUCAUGGCUUCCCCCUGCGCUUGGGGUCGGACCGGGCAAGGGCCAGGGGGUGGCAUGUAUUGAUGAGGAUCCUACGGAUGCUGGCUUGGUGGUUGAGAAGAUCGAUCAAAGUUUGAGGACGGCGAUGGAGGAGGAUGAUCGAGCAGGAGGUAAGGGCCCAUGGGUGGGUUUGUUAGGGUUCAGUCAGGGUGCCAAAAUUGCCGCGAGUCUGCUUCUGAGACAGCAGCAUGAGCAUGAGCAUGGCUGGUUUGCCUCCUUGCCGGUCUUCCUUUUCGGCGUCCUGAUCGCGGGGCCUGCGCCAUUUGUCUCGCUGGUUCCAUCGCCAGACCAAGCAAUACCACCACAAUCAUCGCCUAAAUCUAUACUUCAAAUACCCACGAUCCACGUUUAUGGCAGACAUGAUUCUAUCGUUUUUGCCCCUGAUGAAUGGUUCUAUCACAGUUGCUCAGCUGAGUCGAGGAAACUGCUCGUCUGGGAUGGCGACCACUUCGUGCCUACGAGGACCAGGGAGGUUACUGCAGUGAUGAUGAUGAUUGCAGAGAUGCUUGAUAAAGAUGCACAAUAG
Aspergillus pseudoviridinutans is the source of this 792-nucleotide messenger RNA. RefSeq lists its product as uncharacterized. The record is from RefSeq and is a predicted model, not a curated record. The coding region runs from base 1 to 792 and encodes 263 amino acids. NCBI's taxonomy places the organism in Eukaryota, Fungi, Ascomycota, Eurotiomycetes, Eurotiales, Aspergillaceae. Gene Ontology annotation, biological process: secondary metabolite biosynthetic process. Gene Ontology annotation, cellular component: cytoplasm; nucleus. The transcript has a single exon.